AAAUAAAAUAUUUCAUUAUAAUAAAAAUAAUUUUUUGUUAACGUAAAAAAAUAAUUUAAUCAGACUUUUAAACAUUAUCAUUUUAAGAUUCUAUUUAUUCUUUUCUAUUAUAUAUAUUAAAUAAAAUUAUGAAACAAAAAUAAAAAAUUUUUAGAUAAUUGCUUAUGAAAUAGCAAUCAGUUGAAUCAAUUUUGCAUUUUAAAACUUAAUCAUGCUUCAUAAAUAAACUAUGAAUUGUAUUUUUAUAAUAAAAAUAAUCGGCAGUUUUUAAUCACUAUAAGCUAAUUUAAACUUAGCGAUAAAUCUUUAAGUUAAAGAUUUGCUUUUCUAUCAUCGAGUUUUGUUUUAACCUUAUAGAAGUUUCAUUGUCUUAUUGUCAUAUAAAUUUUUUUAAUGAUCUUACUCAAAAAUAUCUUAUAAAUGAAAAAUCCAUUUAUAUACUUUUUUUUUAAUUUUUAUCAACUAGUCUCUUUAAUGAUAGAUUUCGGUAAUCAAUGCUGCAUACAUUUCAAUUUUUAGUUUAAGUAAACUGCAUAGAUCCCGAAUUUAUUGAUAUAUUCUUAUAUUUAUAUAUAGAAAGUGAAUGUUGCAAAUAUGCAAUACUAUUAGGUAGAAGAUUAAACAAAUAUUAGAUUUGAAUAUCAUAAGAAAAGCAAAAAAAUUGUCAGACAAAACUAAUAAUCAAUGUCGAUUAGUGUUGAUUAACAAAAUUUCUUUUAAAACUAUUAAUUAUCGUCUCUAAUAUUAUUUGACAAAUAAAAUGACAAAGCUUUUAAACAACAACAUAUAUAUUAUUCUAUUACUGAAAUAAUAAGUUCAUAUAAAGAAACGUAUAAUUGCAUCGGCCUUCUAGCGCGCAGCUGCCAAGUGCUCAUUUCCUAUUUCAUUUCAGAUGCAAAGUCUCUUGUACCUAUGUACACGUCAGAAGCGUGUCUCAGUUAAAGAAGAAACACUGAUGUUUCUCAGUCGUCGACGAUGUAUCGACUACGGCGUUACGAAGCGACAAAACUGAUUUCACCCGAUAUUUCUAGUGCACUGAUAAGAGAGAUAACGAAGCGUGCCGUAUUUAUUCUACUCACCAAAUUAUCAGUUACAUGCCAAUUCUAAAGGAGUGCUCAUCAUGAUUCGCGAUCGUAUGCCCGAUUUGCGUGCCAGCCGAAAUAACAGCAGCACCUUUGGCAGAGGAUUUCUGCAGGAUGUACACCUUCAAAUAGCUCAAAAUAAAAAGCUCACUGAGGUGCUCGACGAAGCCGAAGAAAUACGCGCUCUCAUCUAUCUUAUCGUCGAAAACGUUUCUCAUGUGAAGUAUUUGCAUAACAAUAUCCUAUCGCACACGAAUAAGGACUUACAAAAAGAACUGGAAACUCGUAUGUGUACAAUCUCGCAGACGGCUUUUCGCGUGCAGCGAAAAUUAAGAGAGAUGGGUAAAGACACUAUUGCCAUUGACGAUUUGACUGCAGUACAAGAUGAACCUGUGUAUACAAGAAUUAAAAUGUUACAGUACACAACUAUGAUGCAAUCGUUUUCCGAGAUCAUGGAUGAAUACAAUGCCUCGUUACUAAAAUAUCAUGAUAAAUGUCUUUUGCUUUUACAGCAACAACGCUCGCUAAUAAGGCGACAAGUUACAAGCAUGGAAUUGGACCAUAUGCUUGAUGCUCAAGAAACUAACUUAUUUGUCGAUAACAUUUUAGAAGACAGCAAGAUAGCAAAGCAACAAUUGUCAGACAUACAAAGUAGACAUAAUACUGUCCUAAAAGUGGAAAAAUCUCUCACAGAGAUUAAAGAUAUGUUUGCAGAAAUAGCAUUUCUAAUUGAGAAACAAGGGGAACAAAUUAAUAAUAUUGAAUAUUUCGCUAAUAAAACUACAGAUAAUGUUGGCGGCGGACGCAUCCACCUAAAAAAAUCAGAAAAAAGAAGUCACAGAUACAGAAAGCGAAAAAUCAAAAUUGCUGUUAUCAUAAGUGUAAUAAUAAUAAUUUUUCUUAUAUUUAUUAUAUUACUUUAAAAAAUUUAUACAAGAUAUCUUAUAAAUGUAGUUUAUGUUAAUGAUUUUAAUGUUGGUGAAAGUUAUGAAUAAAAAUUAUAGUGCAUAUGAUAAA
Messenger RNA from Solenopsis invicta (red fire ant), 2099 nucleotides. RefSeq names its product syntaxin-1A. The transcript has 9 exons. Gene Ontology annotation, molecular function: SNARE binding; SNAP receptor activity. The record is from RefSeq and is a predicted model, not a curated record. Gene Ontology annotation, cellular component: endomembrane system; SNARE complex; plasma membrane. Gene Ontology annotation, biological process: vesicle fusion; exocytosis; intracellular protein transport. The coding region runs from base 1121 to 2005 and encodes 294 amino acids. NCBI's taxonomy places the organism in Eukaryota, Metazoa, Arthropoda, Insecta, Hymenoptera, Formicidae.